Nematolebias whitei (Rio pearlfish) is the source of this 3680-nucleotide messenger RNA. RefSeq names its product heat shock protein 4a (gene hspa4a). The transcript has 19 exons. The record is from RefSeq and is a predicted model, not a curated record. Gene Ontology annotation, biological process: protein folding. Bases 182 to 2698 code for a protein of 838 amino acids. Gene Ontology annotation, cellular component: cytosol; nucleus. Gene Ontology annotation, molecular function: ATP-dependent protein folding chaperone; ATP binding. Lineage: Eukaryota; Metazoa; Chordata; Actinopteri; Cyprinodontiformes; Rivulidae.
UGUCAGCGGAGAUCACAGACACCGGUAACAGUCAGUGGUGGGGAUUAUGACAAGCAGUAGCUUUACUUAACAUAACGCAACCCAACUUAAACUUACUUUUAUGCUCUUAACUGUAGUAUAUUUGCUUUAUUAAAAAAAAAAGUCGCUCUUUGAACAACCUGAAAUCUAGAAGACAGAGAAAAUGUCAGUGGUAGGUUUUGACUUGGGCUUUCAAAGCUGCUAUGUAGCUGUUGCCCGAGCUGGAGGAAUCGAGACAAUCGCCAACGAGUACAGCGACAGGUGUACACCGUCAUUUGUAUCUUUUGGACCACGGAAUCGAUCCAUUGGAGCCGCUGCAAAGAGCCAGGUGGUAACCAACCAAAAGAACACAGUGCAGGGCUUCAAGCGUUUCCAUGGCAGAGCGUUCUCAGACCCGUAUGUUCAGUCAGUCAAGUCAAACUUGGUGUAUGACCUGGCUCCGAUGCCUUCUGGAUCCACUGGUAUAAAAGUGAUGUACAUGGAGGAAGAACGAGUAUUUAGUAUUGAGCAGGUAGCUGGCAUGCUGCUGACCAAACUAAAGGAAACAGCUGAAUGUGCACUGAAGAAACCAGUUGUCGACUGUGUCAUCUCGGUACCAAGUUUUUUCACUGAUGCAGAGAGAAGGUCAGUCAUGGAUGCAGCUCAGAUUGCAGGCCUCAACUGUCUACGAUUAAUGAAUGACACCACUGCAGUGACUCUCGCGUAUGGAAUUUACAAACAGGACCUUCCAGCUCCAGAAGAGAAGCCCAGGAUAGUUGUGUUUGUGGACCUGGGCCACUCUGGUUACCAAGUGUCUGUUUGUGCCUUUAACAAAGGAAAACUUAUGAUUCUGGCUACAGCUUUUGAUUCAGACCUUGGUGGGAAGGACUUCGAUGACAUCCUGGUAAACCACUUCUGCCAGGAGUUUGCAAAGAACUACAAACUGGAUGUCAAGUCCAAACCUCGAGCGUUGGUGCGGCUUUAUCAAGAGUGUGAGAAGCUGAAAAAGCUGAUGAGCGCCAACUCGUCCGAUCUGCCCCUCAACAUUGAAUGUUUCAUGAACGACAUUGAUGUUUCUGGUAAACUCAACAGGGGUCAGUUUGAAGAAAUGUGCUCAGGGCUGCUGGCCAAAGUUGAGGGUCCCUUGCGUAGUGUCAUGGAACAAGCCAAACUGAAAAAGGAAGACGUAUACGCAGUGGAGAUUGUGGGCGGAGCCUCCAGAAUCCCUGCUGUGAAAGAGCGGAUCAGCAAAUUCUUCGGCAAAGAGCUGAGCACGACUCUAAAUGCAGAUGAGGCUGUCGCCAGAGGCUGCGCUCUGCAGUGUGCUAUCUUGUCACCAGCUUUCAAAGUGAGAGAGUUCUCCAUCACAGACGUCGUCCCCUACUCCAUUUCUCUAAAAUGGAAUUCAGCUGCAGAGGACGGGCUGAGUGAUUGUGAGGUUUUCCCAAAGAACCAUGCAGCUCCCUUUUCCAAGGUGCUGACCUUUUAUCGGAAGGAGCCCUUCACCCUUGAAGCCUUCUACAAUAAUCCCAAGGAGCUACCCUACCCCAAUGCCACUAUAGGCCAGUUCUUAGUCCAGAAUGUGGUUCCUCAGGCUUCAGGCGAGAGUGCCAAGGUUAAAGUGAAAGUGCGUGUCAACGUCCAUGGUGUGUUCAGUGUGUCAAGCGCAUCGCUAGUAGAACUCGUGAAACCAACUGAAGGGGAAGAACCGAUGGAGACAGACCAGAUCACGAAGGAGGAGGAGAACAAAAUGCAGGUGGACCAAGAUGAUCAGAAACCCCAGGCUGGAGACAACGGAGACAAGAAAACAGAGGCAGAGGAAAUGGAGAUGUCAACGGGUGAUGCCAAAGAGGAGAAGAAGAACGACCAACCUCCUCAGGCAAAGAAGGCCAAAGUAAAAACGAAGACUGUGGAUCUGCCUAUAGAGGGCAAACUGCAGUGGCAGCUGUCCAGUGAUGAACUCAAUGUGUUUGUGGAGAAUGAGGGGAAGAUGAUCAUGCAGGACAAGCUCGAGAAGGAGAGAAAUGACGCAAAGAACAAUGUAGAAGAGUACGUGUACGAAAUGAGAGACAAACUGCACGGAGUGCUGGAGAAAUUUGUGAAUGAAUCCGACCGUGAUCUGUUUUCAUUGAAACUCGAGGACACGGAGAACUGGUUGUAUGAAGAUGGAGAGGACCAACAGAAACAAGUGUACAUUGACAAACUGGUUGAACUAAAGCAAAUUGGUCAGCCCAUUCACGAUCGAUGCAUGGAAGCCAGCGAAAGACCAAAAGCAUUUGAGGAACUUGGCAGACAAAUCCAGAAGUACACAAAGAUCAUAGAAGCUUACAAGGCUAAGGAUGAGCAGUAUGCUCACCUUGACGAGCUGGAGGUGACUCGGAUCGACAAGCUGGUCGGUGAAGCCAUGGCCUGGAUGAACUCAAAGAUGAACCAGCAGAACAGUCAGGACCUCACGUUGGACCCAGUGGUCAGAGUUGGAGAGAUUCAAGCCAAGACUAAGGAGCUUUAUUCAUCCUGUAACCCAGUGGUGUCCAAACCCAAGCCCAAAGUUGAGCCUCCUAAGGAGGAGAAGACAGAAAACGGGCCAGUCAAUGGUCAGGAGGUGACAGAAAACCAGCCAUGCAACCCAGAUAAAGCAAAAUCCUCAGGCACAGAGCAGGAAACGGCAGAAAACAAGCUUCCUGAGAUGGACAUUGACUAAUUUUUUCUGCUGCCAACCUUGAGUUUUCCAUUCUUGUUUGUGCUGCUACCCACUUCUGCCCUUCUUUAAAGAUUGUUAUUGACGGCGCCAUGGCCUCUGUUGAAGACACACAGCAGCAUCUGUUAUCAGUGCUAAUUACCAGGCCGCCCUCCCGGCAUGUCUUUUCUUAUGUUUUGGACUUUCAAAAUAUUACAUAACAUGAUGGAAUGAACUACUUGAAGACUUGAAGGUUGUGGGGGUGGGGGUUGCUUUCUCUGUGCUGCUUUGAUGGCUGUAAUGCUCAUUUAAGCUAAGAUUAUCCGAUUUGAUGAACUGUCUGCAACAUGGCCGUUCAUAGCUAAUAGUAUUUAGAAAAAUUGUGAAAUUGUAAAAUAUUGUUUAAUUAAGAUAUAAAUGCAGAGGCAUAGGUGGCAGGGACUUGAAUUGUUUCAGUUGUUAAUGUAAAAUAUUGCAUUUUUCUUUUAUUUCCACCACAGACACUUGUAACUUCUGGAUGAUGUAUUUAGUUAAAACAAACACAAAAGGAGUUUCUUUUUUUUUUAAGUUCUGAAAAGGUUGACAAUAGAUGCAAGUUACUGUUAUGCAGUAUUUCAUUGUUCUGCUUUUCUCAUUUAAAAAGCAACGAUCUGUUUGUUCUCCGGUAGCCUUGUAAUGUUCUUUUGUUUUUGUUUGUUUUUCUACUUUAAAGUUGUGAUUGCUGGUUCAGCGUGUCACCUUUUAAGGUGCUGUUCUUGCCACGUCACAGAAAAAGCAAAAAAUAAUUCCUAAAAAUAAAAGCUUUGGGGGAAAACAACUUCUUGACGAGACAUUCCAGACUCUUGUUUUCUUCAAGAGUUCUCUGAUGGCUCUGCUGUUAUGGGCUGCAUCGGCGGUGACGGUGAGGAGGAAUAUAUGGGCACAGUAAGGAAGUUUUCAAUUCAGUUUACUGUACUUUCCGCUGUACACGUCACACCGUCAUAUGUCGCAUCAGUCCAAAAAUGUU